Penicillium maclennaniae is the source of this 390-nucleotide messenger RNA. RefSeq lists its product as uncharacterized. The transcript has 2 exons. The record is from RefSeq and is a predicted model, not a curated record. The coding region runs from base 1 to 390 and encodes 129 amino acids. NCBI's taxonomy places the organism in Eukaryota, Fungi, Ascomycota, Eurotiomycetes, Eurotiales, Aspergillaceae.
AUGACUGGAUUGCGGCCGUCGCGACCCCCCCAAACGGCCCUGACUACGGAGUGGCUGUGGGAAAGGUUUGCAGGCAACACCAGCCGCCCCCUCCCCAUCUUGUUGGAGUCUCUCGGCCCCGAUGUCAUCAAGCCCGCCGCCGAUAGCCUGACUGAAGGCGACGUCAAGUUCGUCCUAGUCCCCUCGGGGUACGACACCAUCUCCCCUCCGUCUACCCCAAUAGCCCCCGCCACGCCCACGAUCGCCUCGCCUGCCGCCAGCCCCAACUCUAAGUGGCGAGACCCCGCUAAGGUCGCCGCCGCCUCCACCGCCGUACGCAAUAUCACCCAUGGUGUCAAGGAGGCCACUAUGGAUCCGAGUUCCAUGGUGACUUUUGCCUCGGUAAAAUAA